This is a messenger RNA of Letharia lupina, 1017 nucleotides long. RefSeq lists its product as uncharacterized. NCBI's taxonomy places the organism in Eukaryota, Fungi, Ascomycota, Lecanoromycetes, Lecanorales, Parmeliaceae. The transcript is spliced from 3 exons. The record is from RefSeq and is a predicted model, not a curated record. Bases 1 to 1017 code for a protein of 338 amino acids.
AUGGAGAGGUGUGCUGAUCCAUUACUACAACUCGAAAUUGACGAGUGGAUUCUUGACUACCUAAUAUUCUCCGCUAUCAAGGCUUUGUUGGAAGACUACAAAGGCACGAAAGAUGCGCCCGCCGAUGCAUCCGACAAGCAAGAGCGAGCGAGCGUGUGCUUACAGCUUGUGGACUCUUUCUUCACGACCUUCUGUACGAUACACCCAGAACACCACGCCAGCUUAGACUUACGGUUUCGCUUACGCCUCCUCAAAUUCACCGCAAUGUCCACGAAGCGUUCAGCGCCAGCAGAGGCAACUCUUCCUGAGCCAGCUCUGAAAAAUCUACGGCAUCGGCGUCAAGAACAAGCUGUUUCUUUCCGUUCCGGCGACAAUGACUUUGCCGCUUUAGACCUUCCCGACUUGACCGAAUUCCUCGCACCACUAAAUGUUAUGGAGAUCAAGAAAGAACACAUAGGUCACGAAUCCACCGGUGGCAACAUAAUGAUGUCGGAUCCACAUGGCCUCUUUCCACCUGCGAUAUCUUUACUUGACACGAUUCCCUUUUUCAUGGCUGUGUCAGCGGCGCAGAUUUCGAUGCAAGAAGGUACAAUCACCGACACCUGGAUGCGAUUGGCAGCCGGCUAUAUGGCACAAGCCGUGGCCGAACAGUACCUCGUCUACGGAUCUCAGCGUCAGGAAGUGCUUCAGGAAGCCUUUGCAUGGGGCUUUGACCCUGAGUGCAGUGCAGAGGACGGAACCGAUGAUUUCCAGAUAAACGCUAUGUUUUGGGGUGUGGAUGCAGUCGUAGAUGGCUGGGACAGAAUCCGCGAUGAGCAUGCACAGGCCUUGCACCUGGAGACGGUAAUGGCAAACGACCUCUCCAUUGCCGAGUUCGAACGACGUCUUAUUGACUUCUUGGACAAAAUGCUGAUGGGUCAAUCGAAACCCUUUCUACUGCAAAUGGAGUCAGGCAAAGUUGAUGGGCUACCACGGAAGAAAAUCAAAGAUUUAUUUGAAGCGAUUGGCAUGAUAUGA